CCCCAAGUACGCACGAUUUAGAUUCAGAUUCAGAUUCAGAUCCAGGGAUCAGAUUUUUCAGUUUCAGUUUCACCAUUGUUGACCUCUUGUCAUCUUCUUCUGCAGCCCUAACCCGUCUUUGCCAGCGUCCUGUUCCACUCCCCUCUCGCUUUCUCUCUUUCGAUUCGAAUGCUUCCUCCUUUUUUUCACUGACGGCGCCAAUGGUGAUCUCUUCCGUCCACGGCAGCCUUUCGCCUGUGCCCUUUUAGUGUCUGCCCUCCCAAGCACCGAACAGUGAGCGUCUUUCAUUGCCGUUCAGCUCUUCAAUCUCCGUUCUUUAUUCUGCCUCUUAAUCUCAGGUCGUCUCGAAGCAAACAAGUUUAUGAGCUGGUUGGAUCAUUACAGUGAACUUACCAGGGGAAUUCUUGAAUAGGUUUUUCAUAUCUGGUUUCAAAAUUUGAGGAAACAAAGCAUUCAUUUUAAAAGAAUGCAGAAUCAGGAAAAUCUUGAUGCUGAUGGGAAAGUGGAGUCUGUGAUAUCAAUUCAAACACCAGACUAUGAUAGUUGGGACACUUUUGGUGACGAUGAAAUCAUGCAGCAGAAAUCUGCAAUUUUUGUUCAGGAGGCUGAGAAAGUUCCAUUUGUUGGUGACAAGGAACCACUUUCUUCUUUAGAAGCUGAAUAUAAAUCCGGAAGUCCCAUUUUGCUGGAGAAAAUUAAGGUGCUCAGUGGCCAAUAUGCUGCCAUUCGUCGAACACGUGGUGAUGGGAAUUGCUUUCUCCGCAGCUUCAUGUUUUCUUAUCUUGAACAUAUUUUAGAGUCGCAAGACACCGCUGAAGUUGAUCGGAUCAAAAUAAAUGUGGAAAAUUGUAGGAAAACACUUCGAAGUCUGGGAUAUACAGAAAUUACUUUCGAAGAUUUUUUUGAGCUAUUCCUUGAGCAGCUGGAAAGUGCUCUUCAAGGAAAUGAAAAUUCUAUAAGUCAUGAUGAACUUGUUCUUAGGAGUCGAGACCAAUCCAUCUCUGAUUAUGUUGUUAUGUUUUUCAGGUUUGUUACAUCAGGUGAAAUUCAAAAGCGUUCAGAAUUUUUUGAGCCUUUUAUUAUGGGAUUGACACAUGGAACGGUUGAUCAGUUCUGCAAAUCAGCAGUUGAACCAAUGGGUGAAGAGAGUGAUCAUGUACACAUAAUUGCGUUAUCUGAUGCAUUGGGUGUGCCAAUCCGUGUUCUGUACCUCGAUCGGAGCUCUUGUGAUUCUGGUGGCAUCAGUGUAAAUCACCAUGAUUUUGUUCCUGCUUCUAGUGAUGGCUCAGGUGUUAGUGUUGGCUCUGAGAUAAAGAUCCCUUUCAUUACUUUGCUCUAUCGUCCUGGUCACUAUGAUAUUCUCUAUCCAAAGUGAUGCACAUUGGCCACUGGCGAACCAAGGUGGGGCUCUCAAAGAUGAACUGCAUUGGCACGGCAAACAUGGAUCCAAAGUUUCGAUGAGAUAAAGGUUGGAUCUUUAUAAUUGAUGCUUGCCAGAUGCUCUGUACUGAUUUUAAAUAUAUUGUUGAGCUGUUUGAGUUUUUUUUUUAUAAAAAAACUAUAUUCGCCGGGUAAACUGAAAUUUGGAAUAUAUGUGAUCAGCCAUUGAGAUACAAAUAGAUUUCCUUGUGCCGAAA
Messenger RNA from Cucurbita moschata (crookneck pumpkin), 1637 nucleotides. RefSeq names its product ubiquitin thioesterase otubain-like. Gene Ontology annotation, biological process: protein K48-linked deubiquitination. Gene Ontology annotation, molecular function: ubiquitin binding; cysteine-type deubiquitinase activity. Gene Ontology annotation, cellular component: nucleus. The transcript is spliced from 10 exons. Lineage: Eukaryota; Viridiplantae; Streptophyta; Magnoliopsida; Cucurbitales; Cucurbitaceae. The record is from RefSeq and is a predicted model, not a curated record. Bases 467 to 1375 code for a protein of 302 amino acids.